CUAAAUAUUAUGAAAGCAACACAUCGGACGCUCACGAGCUUUAUGGACUAAGCUGUUCAGAAAACAAAAAGACGUAAAAGUAACAACACAGCUGAGCUCGUGGGACUUACUGAGUGCUUUACCCGCUGUCUGGAUCAUGAGGGCAGAACCUGAUAAAAUCGUCUCCCUGUCAGGUGAAGACAACACUGCUGAACUUCAGAAGUACCUGUCCUCUCUUUCAAAUGACCAGCUCCUCACUGUGAUCACAAACAGCGCCCUAAAAGGCAAGAAUGUCUGUGCCGUGAUAAAAGGCAUAUUUAAAGGCUCUCCAGCCAGCACCAGUGAAGGGUCAACACGCAGACUGGCCCUGUAUGAGCACCUCAUCCCUCUGUGUGAGUCCGGGGACCUUCAGGCCGACGUGGUUGCUGAUAUCAUUGGACUGCUGAUGCUGGAGACUCAUACACUAUCCGGACCAUCGCUCAUACAACUGGCGUCUCUUUUUGUUGAUGCCAUCAAAGCCGGGAAAAAAGGCAGUGGGAAAUCCUGGGAGCUUUUUCCCACGGUCCUCACUGCACUCACAGCCUGUGAAGCCUUGUCUUAUGGCAAAGGGGAACUCAGUGGUGAAGAAUAUAAGAAGCAGCUGAUUAACACCCUCUGUUCCAGCAGAUGGGACCCUCAGUGUGUUAUCCACUUGACGACCAUGUUCAGAGAUGUGCCUCUGUCAUCCGAGGAGCUGCAGUUUGUAGUGGAGAAGGUUCUGCGGAUGUUCACCAAGUUAGAUCUGCAGGAGAUCCCUCCACUGGUUUACCAGCUGCUUCUGUUAUCUGCAAAGGGUUGUAAGAGACAAGUAUUGGAUGGAAUCAUCGCUUAUUUUAAAGAGCAAGACAUUCGCCAGGAGGAGGAGCAGAAACAAGAAGAGAGCCUGGAUCUGGAGGUCCAGUCGAUUCCACAGGACCAGCUCAGGCACGUGGAGGGCACUGUCAUCCUCCACAUAGUCUUCGCCAUAAGACUCGACCAUGAGCUUGGAAGAGAAUUCCUAAAAAGCUUCAAGACUUCCUAUGGGGACCUGUGUCCUUUCAGCGCUGCCCUGCUGCUCUCAGUGGCUCGAAUCCAGCGUUACGAAGAGCAGGUGUUUGACCUUUUGAAGGGGGCGAUCAUCAAGAGCUUCAAGGAUGAUCAGCUGCGGCAGGGCUCAAAGUUCUUGCAGGACAUCGUGCCAAAACACUGCAGUGUGGCCCAAAUGAUAGUGGACACAGUCAAGAACAGUGUGUUUGGAUGGGACCAUGUCACUCAAGGACUGGUGCAGCUGGGCUUCUUCCUCAUGGAUGCGUUUGGACCCAAACCCGGGCCGUUUGGAAAAGCAACAGAGGCGUCCGGUACGGUCGCCCGGACCCCUGCUCAGCUGGCCUGUAAGCUCGGAGGACAGGUGCUCCUUCAGGGCUUCAAGGUGCACGAGCCAGUCAGAGGCGAGAUACUGGAGCAGGUCUUAAACCGACUUGUCACAAAGUCAGCCUCCCCAGUCAGUCACUACUUAGAACUUUUUUCUGACAUCGUGACGUCCGCUCCCAUGAUCCUUUUGGAGUCAUCCUGCAAGCUGACAGAGACAUUUGACCACCUGUCAUACCUGCCCUUGUCCACGGUUCAGGGUCUGCUGAAAGCGGUCCAGCCGCUUCUCAAGGUCAGCAUGUCCCUGAAAGAUGCCUUGAUUUUAGUUCUUCGCAAAGCCAUGUUUUCCAGCCAUUUGGAUGGCAGGAAGUCUGCAGUGACGGGUUUCCUGUUGCUGCUGAAGAAUUUCAAAGUGUUGGGCAGCUUGGCUUCCAGUCAGUGCAGCCAGUCCAUCUCCUCCAGCCAGGUCCAGGUGGACGUUCACUCUCGGUACAACUCUGCUGCCAAUGAGGCGUUCUGCCUGGAGAUCCUCAGCAGCCUGCGCCGCUGCCUCGGCCAGCAGGCCGACGUGCGCCUCAUGCUCUACGAGGGUUUCUACGAUGUCCUUCGUCGCAAUUCUCAGCUGGCGAGCUCCAUAAUGCAGACCCUCUUCUCCCAGCUGAAAAGAUACUACGAACCUGAACAAGACCUGCUGCCCCCGGUGAAACUGGAGCCGUGCAUCACCGCUCAUGGAGACCAAGUCUUUCUCCAGGAGCCCCUGGCACACCUGGUGAGCUGCACUGUGCAGUGUUUGCUGUUUCUGCAAAACAUGCAAAAGUCAGCCAGUCCCGAUGACAGCGACGAUGAAGAGGAGGACGGAUAUCAGUCGGACUUGCAGACAAUUCUGGAGAGCACGACAAGGCGCAUGAUCAAGAGCGAGCUGGAAGACUUUGAACUGGAUAAGUCGGCAGAGUUUUCACUUGCCUCCAGUGUUGGAGUGAAGAACAACAUCUACGCUGUGCUGGUGAUGGGGUUAUACGAGGUCCUCAUGGAGUACAACUUCAACAAAGCCAACUACAGCAAAAAUGCCUUCGAGGAGCUUCUUGAGCUGUUUCAUCGCUAUCACAAGCUGUCUGAGAUCCUGAAGGAGAAAUCUGGGAAAGGUCGAACACCGUCAAACAAAACAGCCCGCAGUUUGCUCUCGAUGGGCUUCGUUUCCACUCUGGUCACUGUGCUCUUCAGGGAUAAUUCUCAGAGCAGAGAGGAGGCCCUGUCCGUGCUUCGCUCAAGUGGAGAAUUUCAGCGUUACGCAGUCAGCGUGGCCAUACAGAAGAUCCAACAGCUGGAGGAAUCUGGACACACGGACGGUCCAGACGGGCAGAGCACAGAAAAAACCUUCCGCUUCCUCUGCGACAUGACGAGUGUGCUGAUGUGGCGAUACACAAACAGCCCCGGCGUGGUGGAGGAGGUAGCCAGGAAAGAGAAGCGCAGCAGCUUUUCUCAGCUCUGUUUGGAGGGUCUGCUCAGGAUCUUCUCAACCUGCCAGCAGCGCCACCCCGACAAGAUGACCCAGCUCCUCUCCACCAUGGAUAUCGCUGAUGACGAUGAUGAUGAUGAUGGCAAGCAGAAGGAUGGCGGCGGUGUUUCAGAGAUGACCUACUUUUACAUCCGUCAGUUUCAGAGGGCGCUGUUCUCUCAGCUGAGUGGAGCUGAGGACGACUUCAACAGCAAAGAAGCUCAGCUGCUGGUCAGCAUCCUGAGCGUGCUCUCUCGCCAGCUGGAUCCCUCCUCCCAACAGUUUGUCCAGAUGAUCACGUGGACGGUGAAAAUCUGCAAAGAAACCAGUUUUGAGGAUAUUGCGUUCUCGAAGGGCCAGCUCUCACUUCUCUUCAACCUUCACGUGCUCUACAAGAGUCCCGUGAGUCUGCUGCUGGAGCUCUGCCAAGACAUUCACAGCCAUCUGGGAGACAUCGAUCAGGACGUGGAGGUGGAGGAACAGUCUCAUUUCGCCAUCGUCAACACGAAAACCGCUACAACAGCAGCACUGCUGGUCCUGUCCCAGGCUGACAGAGUGCUGGAUGAGGUGGACUGGCUCAUUUCCAGACAGAAAAGUCUGGCAGCCUCCGACAAGUCGGACGCUGCUGAGACCACGCAGGGCGCCGCCCAGCAGGACCCGGCGCAGAAAGCGGCGGCGCUGCAGCUCGGCACCCUGCUGACGGCCCUGAACGAGCUGGUGCAGACGGCCCUCCCCUUGGGAAACUCCACCAUCGCGCUGCUGAAAGCCCUGACGCGCACCUACACCAUCCUCACCACCCUGGUUAAAUACUACAUCCAGGUGUGUGGCGGCAAGCAUGGAGCUCUGCCAGCUCGCUUUGAGAAGCUGGUGAAAUUAUCUGGCUCCCACCUAACGCCGCAGUGCUACGCCUUCAUCACGUACGCACAGAGUGGAGAGUUCAGCGGAGGAUCAGAUGACAAGAAGAAAAAGAGGAAGACUGAAGUUAACGUUGCCGCCUCAGCAAAACUUCUGCGUGACACCAAAGCCAUCCCCAACUUGAUCUUCAGCAUCGAACAGUAUGAGAAGUAUCUCAUCACUCUCUCAAAGAAAGCCAAGGUUAAUCUGAUGCAGUACAUGAAGCUGAGCACCUCCAGAGAUUUCCGCAUCAACGCGGCUACUCUGGACGCCGCCCUGCGGGAGCAGGACGACAGUCAGGAGCCGGCGGAGUCGCAGGACGCCGAGGAGACACAGGAACCCAAACACAAGAAGAGGAGGCAGUGAGCCGAAGCAGCUGGGAGUUCACCCGGCAGUCCCACGUCUGAAACCUCUCCAUGACGUUGACCUGCCGCCGUCCUCUCA
Salarias fasciatus (jewelled blenny) is the source of this 4198-nucleotide messenger RNA. RefSeq names its product FA complementation group I (gene fanci). Gene Ontology annotation, molecular function: DNA polymerase binding. The coding region runs from base 137 to 4120 and encodes 1327 amino acids. The transcript has 37 exons. Gene Ontology annotation, biological process: DNA repair. The record is from RefSeq and is a predicted model, not a curated record. Lineage: Eukaryota; Metazoa; Chordata; Actinopteri; Blenniiformes; Blenniidae.